CAGAGCUCUACGAGCAUGUACGAGCAGCCUCCUACCCACAGUGGCCACAGCCUCGGCCCCACCACAGCCAUCAUCAGGAGAAGGAUAGGUACGGGCCCUAACCUAGUUCGCAGUGGGCCUCAUGAAAGCAGAUUUAUUGCAAAGCAGCUGCGUGCCGCAGGCUGACAUAUACGUAGCCCUACGCUGUCGGUAGUUCCAAUUUGACCAUUGGCAGUGCUGGCUCCAGUCAAGAAAGUGCAAUGGGAGAGCAACUGGGGUUCCUGAAUUGGUUUAAUGAGUCCGUAGAGCACCUUCCGGCUGGUGGAUUAGGCAGCGGAGAGGCCCAAAUCGAUUAGCCUGGCAGCUGUGACGCCCUUCUUGUGAAAAGCUGGAAGAGCGCUAGCAUAGCCCGAUGAGUUAAGCUCUUCAAAGUUUGAUUGUCAAGUUUGAAAGAUGGCGGUUAUUCGUGCGUUGAAUGUUGCUGAAAAGCCUUCCGUUGCAAAGGCAGUUUCUCAGAUCCUGUCGCGAGGACAGUAUCGGACACGUGAGGGCCUUUCUGUCUACAACAAGGUCUUUGAGUUCAACUACACAGUUGGAAACCAGCAGGUGGAUAUGCUUAUGACGUCUGUGAGCGGGCACUUAAUGGAGCUGGACUUUGAGGAUCAGUACCGAAAAUGGCACUCCUGUCAGCCUGUCCAGCUUUAUGAUCUUCCAGUCCAUAAGAAAGUUCCUCAGGACAAGUACGGUCUACGGGAUACGCUUCAUCGGGAGAGCAGGAACUGCCAGUGGUUGGUGUUAUGGUUGGACUGCGAUCGCGAGGGCGAGAAUAUAGCCUACGAGGUCAUCCAGGUCUGCCAAGAGCGCAACCCGAGGUUGAACAUCUUCCGGGCGCGUUUCUCAGCAUUGGUUGAGAGGGACAUCCACCAGGCUAUGCAGACGUUGCAAAGACCGAACCCCCGUUUUGCGGACGCAGUUGACGCACGACAGGAGAUUGACCUGCGGAUUGGAGCGUCCUUCACCCGCUUUCAAACGCUGCUUCUGGCGAAGCGGUUUGAGAUGGGCUUUCACGAGGAGGAAAAGGUCAUUCUAAGUUAUGGGCCAUGCCAGUUUCCGACCCUUGGUUUCGUUGUUGAGCGCUACUGGCAGAUCCAGAACUACGUGCCAGAGGACUUUUGGUACAUCCAUGUGCAGUACCACUCCCAAGAGGAUCGCGUCUCUGCCAACUUCACGUGGCAGCGUGGCCACAUGUUCGACCACCUAGCAGCUACUGUCUUGUACGAGAUGUGUGUUGAGCAGCCGACAGCCACGGUCAUGAGCGUGGACGGCAGGGAUACGCGCAAGUACCCCCCGCAUCCCCUCAACACCGUGGAGCUGCAAAAACGUGCCUCGCGCUACCUCCGGAUAGGGUCCGAGCAAGUCAUGAAACUGGCUGAGGAGCUGUACCAGUGGGGCUUCAUCAGCUACCCUCGCACGGAGACCGACCACUUUCAAGACGGCAUCGAUUUGCAGGGAAUAGUCCAGGAGCACACGCAGCACCCUCAGUGGGGGGCGUACGCGAGCCGACUUCUGGACCCCCAGGAAGGGCUCUGGCGCGCCCCUGGGGACGGGGGCCACGACGACCAGGCCCACCCGCCCAUCCACCCCACCAAGGCGGCCGAUCCGGGGGCCAACUGGACCGCCGGGCACAGGAAAGUGUACGAGCUGGUAGUGCGGCACUUCCUGGCGUGCGUCUCCCAGCCCGCGGUGGGCUUCACUACCACGGUCAUCAUAGACAUCGCCGGCGAGACGUUCACUGCGCACGGGCUCAUGAUCACAGCGCGCAACUACCUGGACGUGUACAUCUGGGAUCACUGGGGCGACAGCAACCUGCCAAACUUCCAGCAGGGCCAGCAGUUUCAACCCACGGAGCUCACCCUGAAGGAGGGACGUACGGCACCGCCCAAUCCGCUGACGGAAGCCGAGCUCAUUGGCCUCAUGGACAAGGCCGGGAUCGGGACGGAUGCCACCAUGCACGAUCAUAUCAAGAAAUUGACGGACCGGUCAUAUGCCGUAAAAGACAACCGGCAGCAGUUUACUCCGACCCCGCUGGGCGAGGCUCUGGUGAUGGGGUACGACGGGAUGGGGUACGAGCUGUGGAAGCCGUUUCUGCGCGCGGGCAUGGAGCGCGACAUGAAGCUGGUGGGCGAGGGCGCCAAGAGCAAGGCCGAGGUCCUGCAGACCAGCCUGCACGCCAUGCGCCAAAUGUUCAGCGACGCCAACCUGCAGAAGGACAAGCUGGUGGAGGCGAUGAGCUGCUACUUUGAGCGCAACGAGAACGCCGGAGCGGGGGCCGGUCGCGACAACGGGCCCGGCGAGCUUGUGCGCCCUUGCCCUCAGUGUCAGAGUAGCAUGUUCCUUAAAACGAGAGCGGGAGGCGCCUUCAUGAUUGGCUGCAGCGGCUACCCACAGUGCCGCAACGUGAUGUGGCUACCUGCCGCGCUGAUAGAGGCGUCCGUGACGGAACAGACCUGUCCCACUUGUCAACCAGGGCCGGUCCAUCUGGUCCAUUUCAAGUUUCGACGUGGGGAGAUACCGGUGCACCUGAGGCCCGAGUUUGCAGCUUGCAUCGGGUGCGAUCGGGACCUGAAGGAGUUGCUGGAGGUAGUCGGCACCGCAGGGCCAUUCAACGCAGCCGCACCUGGCCGUGGUGCUGGUGCGCCCGGGGGGCCUGCCCGGGGCGGUGCGCGAGGCAACGGUGCGGGGCGGGGCAACCCUGGCAGAGGCCGGGGUACGGCUCCCGAGCGGGGGCCCGGGGCGCUGUCGUGCUUCCGCUGCGGCCAGGAAGGGCACCUGUCGUCAAAUUGUCCCGACAACCAGCCAGGGGCGGGAGCUUUCGCUGCGCGAGGAGGUGCACAGGGGGGUGUACCGGGCGCCAGUGGCUCGGGCCAAGGGGCACCGGGAGGGGCCGGGUGUUUUCUCUGUAACCAGACUGGGCACUUUGCGACGGCGUGUCCGAACAGGGGCGGGAGAGCGGGCGGUCGGGGCACGGGAGGAGGUGGCACGGGGGCGCGGGGCGGCGGGGGGCAAGCGUGCUUCAAGUGCGGGGAGGAAGGGCACUUUGCGAGCGCGUGUCCUGGGCCCGGGAAUGGGGGGGGAGGUUCGACGUUUGGGGGGGCACGGGGUGGGUUUGGCGCGGGGGGCGGGGCGGGUUUUGGAAACGGAGCGGGGUCAGGGUUUGGCGGCGGGGGUUCAACGGAGGCGGGGCGGGAGGUUUUGGCAGCUCGGGGGGCAGAGGCGGCGGUGCUCUGA
Klebsormidium nitens is the source of this 3267-nucleotide messenger RNA. The record is from the annotation of a GenBank genome assembly. NCBI's taxonomy places the organism in Eukaryota, Viridiplantae, Streptophyta, Klebsormidiophyceae, Klebsormidiales, Klebsormidiaceae.